Molecule: messenger RNA, 1115 nt
Organism: Paramecium sonneborni
Lineage: Eukaryota; Ciliophora; Oligohymenophorea; Peniculida; Parameciidae
Source: the annotation of a GenBank genome assembly
CAUGUACAAAAAUAUUUGCAUAACAACAUUAGAAUAAGAAAGAUUGAACUAGGACAUAUAAGUAUUAAAUAGUUUAACUAAUAUUACUGAAAAAUCCAUUAAAUCUAUUUUAAAUGAAUACUUGAAGAUUUAACAUAAUGAUUAACAUAUAGUAAAUAAUUAUAAAUUAUUUUAAAUAGAAUAUUGAUGAAACAUGGUUAACUAUGCAAUAAUAAGAAUUAAAUAUUCCUUAAUUAAAUAAAAAAUAAGGUACCUAAAAUCUUAAAAUACUUAAAAAGCUUGUUUAAAAUCAUUCUAAAGAAAAAAUUAAAUUAAAUUUACACUUAUUAAAAGGGAAAACAUUAGCAAAUAUUAAGAAUUCAUAAAAUUAAUCUCCAGAGAGAAUUAAUCCUACUCAAAAAUCAUCCUCUCAAUAACAUAUUAAUAAUAGUUAAGAGGAAUGUUAAUUUAAAUCAUUUAUGAAGUAAAAAAUCAUCACUUUAUCUCAAUAAAAUAAAAUUAAAAUCUAAUAAAUUUUCCAAAAUAAAAAUAAUAUUGAUUAAAAUUAUUAUAUAAAUGCUUAAGGAAAAAGAAGCAGUACUCAUUUUAUCACUAGCACAAGAAGUAUUUCAUCUGAAUAAAUAAAAACUGAAUAAUUUCGUUUAAACUAAAUAAACUUGAAUGGAUCAGAUUUAUAGAGUUAAUAAAAAUUAAUUAAUCCUUUAAUACAUAUUCCAAUAUAAUCAUCGAAUUAAUUCUCAUCUCAUAAUAAUAUUUCUCCUGCCAAAAAGAAUUAAUAACUUAUUUAAAUUUAUUCAAAUAAUUUAGGUCUAAAAUUAAAAACUUAACCAAAAAAAUCUCCUGAAAAAUAAAGAAUUUUUCAUCAUUCUAACUCAUAAUCAACAAAAUUAAACAUUACUAAGGCUCUUUUAUAAAAUUUUGAAAAAAUUUCUCCACUUUCAAAACUUAAAAUCAAAUUAGAUGAUUCACAAUAAAAAAAUAAAAAGAAAAGAUUGUUAAAUUAAAAUUCAGAAAUAAAUAAGUUAUAAAAGGAUGAAAAAUAAUUUGUUAGAGGAUAAUAAAUUACUGCAACUAAAAAUCAAGUUACAGCAAAAACAAUCAUAAAAACUAAAUGA